AGCAACACUUGCUAUCACUGCAGAACUCAAGCAUAACCGCCUUAUUUGUGGCCCGCUACCACCUUAGAAAGGAACGGUCUGUUGACUGUCUGGAUAUCCGGACUUCAGGCGGGAGAACCGAGAUGCCUGUUAAUCGAGCUCGAAUGAGAGACAGGAAUAAUGUCCUAAACAGACCGGAGUUUCUGUCGUUAAACCAGCCUCUCCGAGGGGGACCUGAGGCCCGGGGGAGUACAAGGCGUCCUGGGGCUGCGAGGCGCCAUUCGUGCCCAAAUCAGCCGGAGGGCGUGCAGCAGGAACCGGUGGAAGGCACCAAAGACCGGAAGGAACUACCAGAGGAAGACUGUAUGCAGCUCAACCCAUCGUUUGGGGGGAUUGCUAUGAGCUCUCUCCUCGCCAUUGACAUCUGCAUGUCCAAAAGCCUAGGGGUCUGUGCGUAUACCACAUCCUCGUGGGGCAGCAUGCGCUCCAUGGUCAAACUGCUCGCAUUUACCGGCCACGGGAUACCAUGGGUUUUUGGCACCCUCAUUUGUCUUUACAGGAGUAACACAUUGGCUGGACAAGAGGUUCUGGUCAAUCUUCUACUUGCCCUCCUGCUGGAUGUUAUGACUGUUGCUGGGAUGCAGAAACUGGUCAAGCGCAAGGGUCCCUGGGAGAUGGCGCCCAGCUUCUUCGACUACAUGGCGAUGGACGUGUAUUCGUUCCCCGCGGCACAUGCCAGCCGCGCUUCCAUGCUGGUCAAGUUCCUAUUGGCCCAUCUGGUGCUGGCGUUUCCGCUGCGCGUCCUGCUGAUUCUCUGGGCCUUCCUGGUGGGCGUGUCCCGGAUCAUCCUCGGCCGCCACCACCUGUCAGACGUGGGCUGCGGCUUCGCACUGGGGUACCUUCACUACACCCUGGUGGAGAUGGUCUGGUUGCCCUCCUCUACCUGCCAGACUCUUAUCGCCAUGGGAACGCUUAGCUGGAGCCCACUGCUGUAGGCACGCCCACCCAUCUCCCUCCUGCCAGCCAUCUUCCAGCCUCUUACCUCCCAGCCAAUCAGCUCUGAUCUAAUAUCAACAAAGACAACUGGAUCAAAUACAUGAGAUGGUUGAAACAGUAUGUACCCUUGCUCUGCCCGUCCUUCCUCUCACAGUAAAGAAUGCAAAUAUUUACAGUUAUUCAUCCAUCACUAGUUAUAAAUAGGUUAUUUUGAGCUUCAGCAACCUUUCUCUCCAAACAGUAUGCAAUAUAUAAUAGACAUCUUCUUCUCAUCUUUUUACAAAUAUUCUUUGUUUAAUAUUUCUGUUGUUCAAGUAUAAGAGUAUUGGCAUGUUAAUGUAUGACAGUCAGGAAUGAUCAGACUGAUUGGAACCCAACCUUAAUCUAUCAGGGAUUUUGUUUUAGACUUUUACAUGAUUAUCUGUAUUCUAAAUGUCUGAUAUUUUAUAUGUUCAAUGUCUCGGUCUUAAAGAAUUGGGGUUUUGUACCAGCUAUAAAAUUGUUAUUAGUCUACAAAGUUUAUAUUUAUUUCAUAAACUGUUCUUAUGUAAAAUAUAUACUGGCAAAUGAAGUAAUAAAACAGAGACUGGAGUUGAACACAUAUGAGGGAGGUAAAGAAAGAGAUAAAAUAAGACGAGUUUAUGACUGUUAUGAACCAAGCCAGGACAGAGUAUGCAUGUUCUAUCAAGUUAAGAAGCUGCGUGCAUGGUUUUGUACAACAAUGGAAUAAAAAUCUAUUUUCCAGCCUUAA
Molecule: messenger RNA, 1726 nt
Organism: Osmerus eperlanus (European smelt)
Lineage: Eukaryota; Metazoa; Chordata; Actinopteri; Osmeriformes; Osmeridae
Gene: plpp7a
Product: phospholipid phosphatase 7a (inactive)
Exons: 2
Coding region: 123-974 (283 amino acids)
Cellular component (GO): nuclear envelope
Molecular function (GO): sphingosine-1-phosphate phosphatase activity
Source: RefSeq, a predicted model, not a curated record